GGGGUGAUGUGCAACUAAUUAAAGGCAGACUGGCAGCGUCUGCAAAUUCUAAGGCUCCCCAAAUAAAAAGAGACUGUUGUAACAGUUGGAGGAUAAUGCAAAGGAAGACGCUGCCUGGGAAUUCACCGUCUGUGGAAAUGCGCCCCAGAGAGGAAUAAAGCAGUCCUCACCUUGCUCUCCCCACCCGGACCCACUUUCCCCUCCCGCCUCGGCCCCCACCCCGGCACCACCAUCACCCCCUUCCCUCCCCCCCACCUUCCCCCCUUUCCCACCCAGGUGUCGGACCAGACGGUCCCCACUUCCACCCUGCACCCCUUCUUCCCCCCCUGUACCAUGAACACCAAUGUCUGCGUGGAGCCCGGGCCGAGCCCGGAGGCCCCGGGCUUGCCCAAGGAAAGCCACCUGCCCGAGGGGGCCCUGAACAGCCUUGUGGAUUACAACUCGGAGAUGGAGCGCUACCGCUCCUUUGCCACCUCCUUCUACAAGACCAACGGGGGCGCCUUCCCGCAGGCGGCCAAGAUCGCGCGCAUCACCACCCCCAUCUUCCCCAGCAGCGCCGCCGCCGCCGCGGCCGCCGCGCGCAUCGGCAUGUCCCCCUGGAACUGCGACAACGCGGCCACCGCCGCCGCCGCCACCGCCAUGCUCUGGGGCAGCGGCGGGGGCGGCGGCGGCGGGGGCGGCGGCGGCGGCGGGGGCGGCGGCGGGGGCGGCGGGGGCAGCAGGAAAUCCUCCUCCGCCGCCGCCUCCUCCUCCGCCUCCUCCUCGGCGAUCCUCCCCGCCGGCGGUGGCGGUGGGGGCGGCGGCGGCGGCGGCGGCGGCGGCGGCAGCAGGACCAGCAUGCACCACCGAAACGACUCCCAGAGGCUGGGGAAAGCUGGCUGCCCGCCAGAGCCGUCGUUGCAAAUGGCAAAUACUAAUUUCCUCUCCACCUUAUCCCCCGAACACUGCAGACCUUUGGCGGGGGAAUGCAUGAACAAGCUCAAAUGCGGCGCUGCUGAAGCAGAGAUAAUGAAUCUCCCCGAGCGCGUGGGGACUUUUUCCGCUAUCCCGGCUUUAGGGGGCAUCUCAUUACCUCCAGGGGUCAUCGUCAUGACAGCCCUUCACUCCCCCGCAGCAGCCUCAGCAGCCGUCACAGACAGUGCGUUUCAAAUUGCCAAUCUGGCAGACUGCCCGCAGAAUCAUUCCUCCUCCUCCUCGUCCUCCUCGGGGGGAGCUGGCGGAGCCAACCCGGCCAAGAAGAAGAGGAAAAGGUGUGGGGUCUGCGUGCCCUGCAAGAGGCUCAUCAACUGUGGCGUCUGCAGCAGUUGCAGGAACCGCAAAACGGGACACCAGAUCUGCAAAUUUAGAAAAUGUGAAGAGCUAAAGAAAAAACCUGGCACUUCGCUAGAGAGAACACCUGUUCCCAGCGCUGAAGCAUUCCGAUGGUUCUUUUAAAGCAGUAGUAUGUCUUAUUUUCAAGGCAUUUGGAAGUGAAAGGCAAACUAAAUGUCUUGUUUUAAGAAACUGCUUAGUCCACCACUGAAGA
Eubalaena glacialis (North Atlantic right whale) is the source of this 1525-nucleotide messenger RNA. It is a transcript of the gene CXXC4, whose product is annotated as CXXC finger protein 4. Lineage: Eukaryota; Metazoa; Chordata; Mammalia; Artiodactyla; Balaenidae. The transcript is spliced from 3 exons. Gene Ontology annotation, molecular function: methyl-CpG binding; zinc ion binding. Gene Ontology annotation, cellular component: nucleus. Bases 334 to 1434 code for a protein of 366 amino acids. The record is from RefSeq and is a predicted model, not a curated record.